AUGAGAACCUUCCUCAUCGCCCUUCUGUUCUCUGUCUCCGAUGUGCGCGCCGGAAGCGUCGGAAGUAAGUUUCGCGCCCGGAGAGUUUCAUUUUCCUUCAUUUCCCCCCACUUUCAGUGUGUCGAACCGAGUGCAUCGAGCAGAAUGCGCAGAAAAUAGUGCGAGUGCAUCUGAAGGUUGUGUCCGCCCACGCGUGUUCUCAUCUCUUCUUUUUCAGGAUGAUCUCGUCAUGGCCGGCCUCUGCAGUAACAAGUCCGACUCCUCGGGCUCAGUCGUCACUCCGUACGUUUGCCAUCGAAAUGUCGGCCUCUGGAGCCUUGACGAACUCGUGAGCUGGAGAACCGUGUGCUUUUCCCCACGUCAUCUGCUAGUUUCAGGACGAGGAGGGAGUGGCUCCGUUCGAGAAAGAGUGCCCGACGCCCGAGCAGUUCUCCUCGGAGCUCCGUGCCACGUGCCGAAGGUUCAGGAGAAUCAGGACAGCCCGCCGCAAAAAGUGA
Molecule: messenger RNA, 497 nt
Organism: Caenorhabditis sp. 36 PRJEB53466
Lineage: Eukaryota; Metazoa; Nematoda; Chromadorea; Rhabditida; Rhabditidae
Source: the annotation of a GenBank genome assembly